AUGCAAGUGGUUUCUAUGAAGUAUCUAAAAGGAGUGGGGCGGCGGUGUCGAUGUGGCGCGCGUAACUCGCGUGGUUUUCGCGUAUGCUCACAUGGGUUUCGCGUACGCCCACGAGAAACGCACAUGGCGUCCACGUUCGCUGCAUGGCCCGCUGAUCGUCCGCUCUCUCGGUCGUCCGUUAGGGCGCUAAAGCGAUCUCAGAUCUGGUGCCACAGCCUUGACGAUCGCGCGAUCUGGGCUAUCCGAUUACUGCAGCUGCAUGACUUGCUUUCUCCCCUCAUCCCCAACUCUGUCUGUACCUGCAUAGUGUCUGCCAUGAAUCAGGACCAAAAUCAAACCUUCUCUCAUGCUCCUGAGCCACAGAGACUCAAUGAGAGAGAGAAUCACAAUUCCCACAUGCCUGAGCAGCAGAGAGAGAACCUAUGGCUAACAAUGCACAGAAAUUCACAUAUUCCUGAGCAACAGAGAGAUGAUCAAAACCCUCAGAGAGAUAAUCAAUAUUCUCCUCACACUCCUGAGCAACAGAGACUCCAUGAGAGAGAGGAGGAGCGUAGGGGUCGUCAAAUGACUUCCCCCAGUGAGCGCCGUGAGAGGCAGAGAGUAAAUCUCUCAGUUGGAAAGCCUGAAUUUGCUGUGGAUCCUCAACCUGGACCACAAGGGCCUGAGCUUGCCCAUGCACAUGAGCCCCAACUGGGCCAUGCUAUCCAGCUCAGAGAGGAUAUGCCUUUAAGAGACAAUCAAGGCUAUCCAUACCCUGCUGGGAUAUAUAAUGCUGGACAACCUGGGAUGUACAAUACUGGGUAUAACCCUGGGAUGUACAAUGCAGGCUAUAUGCCUCAGAAUCUACCACUUGGGUACCAAGCUCCUAUGAAUUAUAAUCCUGUACAUGCAGGUCCUUCACACCAUGAGUAUAUGCAAGCAAAUAUGGCUGGGCCCUCAAAUUAUGGCCAUGCACAGGGCAAUGUAGCAGGUCCCUCUAACUUGAACAUGGGUGUGGCAUAUGGUCAGAGAUUGCCUCCUAGGAGAAAUUACCUGCAAGAGGCUGAGUCAAAUACAAACAGAAGCCAUGCCCAAAGAGUGGCUGAUAGACAGAAUACAAGGCAAUCUGCCAGGGAAGCAUCUGUACACAGAGAACCCCAUGUGGGAUUGGCCAGUCAUAGACAGCUACAGGAAGCUGCAGCUCAUGAAGAGCUACAGAGACAAAGACAGUCUGAGAGACAAGCCCAGUAUGAACAACAGGUUUUUGCCCAUCAUGAGCUUGAGAGACAAAGAGAGCUUGAGAGACAAAAUGCCUACCAACAGGAGGUUGCUGCUCAUCAUGAGCAAGAGAGGUUGAGACAGCUUGAGAGACAAGCUCAGUAUGAACAACAGGCUGCUGCCUAUGCUGAACAACAGAGACUGAGACAGGUUGAAAUGCAGGCUCAGUCUCAACACAACUUCAGAGCUCAUGAUGAGCUUCAGUUGCAGAGACAAAUUGAGCAUGAGGAAGGUGAAUUGGAAUAUGCUGAACAGCAGCAGCAUGAAGCCCAUGGCUAUCAACAACAAGUAGAUCAUUACGAUCCCUGA
Fomitopsis serialis is the source of this 1566-nucleotide messenger RNA. RefSeq lists its product as uncharacterized. Lineage: Eukaryota; Fungi; Basidiomycota; Agaricomycetes; Polyporales; Fomitopsidaceae. The transcript has 8 exons. The coding region runs from base 1 to 1566 and encodes 521 amino acids. The record is from RefSeq and is a predicted model, not a curated record.